AUGGCGGAGCUACCUGCGACAGAGAUGCCAGGAGAUGCUCUGUGCAGUGGGCGCUUCACCAUCAGCACCCUGCUGGGGGCCGACGAGCCCCCACCGGCCGCCGGUGACAGCAGCCACCCCAGCCACCUGACACACGGCAGCACCCUGUACAUGCGCACCUUUGGUUACAACACUAUCGACGUGGUGCCUGCCUAUGAACACUACGCUAACAGUGCUCUGCCGGGCGAGCCCCGGAAGGUGCGGCCCACCCUGGCUGACCUGCAUUCGUUCCUCAAGCAGGAGGGCAGCCACCUGCAUGCCCUGGCCUUUGAUGGACGGCCAGGCCGGGAACUGACUGAUGGACUUGCGGAGGACGAAGCAGGCACCAGCAAUGAGAAAAGCCCUGGGGAGCCUGUGCGCUUCGGCUGGGUCAAGGGGGUGAUGAUCCGAUGCAUGCUCAACAUCUGGGGUGUGAUCCUCUACCUGCGGCUCCCAUGGAUCACUGCGCAGGCGGGCAUUGUGCUCACCUGGCUCAUCAUCCUGCUGUCGGUCAUGGUGACAUCCAUCACAGGCCUUUCCAUCUCGGCCAUCUCCACCAAUGGCAAGGUCAAGUCAGGUGGCACCUACUUCCUUAUCUCCCGGAGUCUGGGCCCAGAGCUGGGGGGCUCCAUUGGCCUCAUCUUCGCCUUUGCCAAUGCUGUGGGUACGGCCAUGCAUACUGUGGGCUUUGCGGAGACCGUCCGGGACCUGCUUCAGGAGUACGGCACACUCAUUGUAGACCCCAUCAACGACAUCCGUAUCAUCGGCGUGGUCACUGUCACCGUGCUGCUGGCCAUCUCUCUGGCUGGGAUGGAGUGGGAGUCCAAGGCCCAGGUGCUAUUCUUUCUUGUCAUCAUGGUCUCCUUUGCCAACUAUCUGGUGGGGACACUGAUCCCAGCAUCUGAAGACAAGGCCUCCAAAGGCUUCUACAGCUAUCACGGGGACAUUUUUGUUCAGAACUUAGUGCCUGACUGGAGAGGCAUUGAUGGCAGCUUCUUUGGGAUGUUCUCCAUCUUCUUCCCUUCAGCCACGGGCAUUCUGGCAGGAGCCAAUAUCUCCGGGGACCUUAAGGACCCUGCGGUAGCCAUCCCCAAGGGAACACUCAUGGCCAUUUUCUGGACCACCAUCUCCUACCUCGCCAUCUCGGCUACUAUUGGCUCCUGUGUGGUGAGAGAUGCCUCUGGGGACCUGAAUGACACAGUGACUCCGGGCCCAGGCACCUGCGAAGGGCUGGCCUGUGGCUACGGCUGGAACUUCACCGACUGCUCCCAGCGGCACAGCUGCCGCUAUGGCCUCAUUAACUACUACCAGACCAUGAGCAUGGUGUCCGCCUUUGCACCCCUGAUCACAGCUGGUAUCUUUGGGGCCACCCUGUCCUCUGCCUUGGCCUGUCUUGUCUCUGCUGCCAAGGUCUUCCAGUGCCUUUGCCAAGACCAGCUGUACCCACUGAUUGGCUUCUUUGGCAAAGGCUAUGGCAAGAACAAGGAGCCUGUGCGUGGCUACCUGCUGGCGUACAUCAUCGCGGUGGCCUUCAUAAUCAUUGCUGAGCUCAACACCAUUGCCCCCAUCAUUUCCAACUUCUUCCUCUGCUCCUAUGCCCUCAUCAACUUCAGCUGCUUCCACGCCUCCAUCACCAACUCACCAGGAUGGAGACCCUCCUUCCAAUACUACAGCAAGUGGGCAGCGCUAUUCGGGGCAGUGAUCUCAGUGGUCAUCAUGUUCCUUCUUACCUGGUGGGCGGCUCUCAUUGCCAUCGGAGUUGUCCUCUUCCUUCUGCUCUACGUGAUCUACAAGAAGCCAGAGGUGAACUGGGGCUCCUCGGUGCAGGCUCACUCCUACAACCUCGCCCUGAGCUACAACAUGGGCCUCAAUGAGGUGGAGGACCACAUCAAAAACUACCGCCCCCAAUGCCUGGUGCUCACGGGACCCCCCAACUUCCGCCCCGCUCUGGUGGACUUUGUGAGCACAUUUACCCAGAACCUAAGUCUGAUGAUCUGUGGCCAUGUGCUCAUUGGACCCCGAAAGCAGAGAGUACCUGAGCUGCAGCACAUAGCCAGUGGGCACACCAAGUGGCUGAACAAGAGGAAGAUCAAAGCCUUCUACUCGGACGUCAUUGCUGAGGACCUCCGAAGUGGGGUCCAGACUCUCAUACAGGCCUCAGGGCUGGGAAGAAUGAAGCCCAACAUUCUGGUGCUGGGAUUCAAGAAAAAUUGGCAGUCGGCUCACCCAGCCACCGUGGAGGACUACAUUGGCAUCCUGCACGAUGCCUUUGACUUCAACUACGGCGUGUGUGUCCUGAGGAUGCGUGAGGGGCUCAACAUCUCCGAGGUGAUGCAGACGCACAGUGAGUACACCCUGCAUCCCAUCAGCCCCUUGUUUGACCCAGUAGAGGAGGGCAGGGGAGUCAGUGGCAGUGGCACUAGGCCAUCUCUCUCAGCCCCAGAGGCAUUGGUACAGGAAGAGCAGGCCAGCACCAUCUUCCAGUCGGAGCAAGGCAAGAAGACCAUCGACAUCUACUGGCUGUUUGAUGAUGGAGGCCUCACCCUCCUUAUCCCCUAUCUCCUGCACCGCAAGAGGAGAUGGGGCAAAUGCAAGAUCCGGGUGUUUGUUGGGGGCCAGAUCAACAGGAUGGACGAAGAGAGAAAGGCGAUCAUUUCUCUUUUGAGCAAGUUCAGACUGGGAUUUCAUGAAGUUCACAUCCUUCCCGACAUCAAUCAGAAGCCUCAGGCUGAGCACACCAAGAGGUUCGAGGACAUGAUUGCACCCUUCCGCCUGAAUGAUGGUUUCAAGGAUGAGGCCACUGUUGCCGAGAUGAGGAGGGACUGUCCCUGGAAGAUCUCAGAUGAGGAGAUCAACAAGAACAGAAUUAAGUCCCUUCGGCAGGUGAGGCUGAAUGAGAUUCUGCUGGACUACUCUCGGGAUGCUGCGCUGAUCCUCCUCACCUUGCCCAUCGGAAGGAAGGGGAAGUGCCCCAGUUCGCUAUACAUGGCCUGGCUGGAGACCCUGUCCCAGGACCUCAGACCUCCUGUCGUCCUUAUCCGAGGCAACCAGGAAAACGUGCUCACCUUUUACUGCCAGUGACAGAAGCUGAGGGUGUGGAUGGAGUCAGAACUCUCCAGCUCGAGACAAGCUAGCUCCGUAUUCUGCUUCCUACGGAGUCCUCACAUCUGCUGGUCCCUCUGUAGAAGAUGCUGCGUUUCCAAACUGGCUGAGCCCUGACAGACACACCUUCUGGGCCUUGAAGCUGUGUGGAAGUCUAUAGAAGAUUCUCUCUCUUUUUAAAAAGCUUUUUCUUGCUGACCAAGUAGUGAAUUGCUGUCUUUGAUUUGUAUGCAAACUGAGUCCCAGCUCUGGAUUUGUGUCUUGGCCGUCUCUCCAGACCACCCAGUGACCGUCCCCAAACCCGUCUCCUUCCCCGAGGACCUGUGCAGAGCUCCGGGGACCACAGGGUCCUGUGCACAGAGCCUGCACAGAAAUGCGCAUUUCUUCAGCCCUCACUCUGAUGCCUUUCACUGAUAGCACCUAGAUGUUCUCACUGGUUAUUUAACCCCGGUCAUUAAGGUUCUUUGAUUAUACAUUCUAUGGUUUUCCUGGAGACUCCCAACAACUGUCCCAAAGCAUCGCAAAGCAGUAUUCUCACUCUAGGGGGCGCCCUCCAGUAUUCCGCCCCAAUCUUUCUUCCUUCCGACAGUCUCAGGUAGUCCAGGCUGGCCUUGAACUUGCUCCCUUAACCAAGAACAGAUUCAAACUUCUGAUCCUCCUGCCACUACUCCAGAGUGCUGGGAUUCCAGGCACAUGCCUGGAGCUUUAUGUGGUGCUAGGGACCAAACCUAUGGAUACCAGGCAAGUACUCUACCAACUAUGCUGCCCCACCCGGUCUCUAUUCUGCUUCUUUUAAAGGUUGGUUGCUGUCUACAAGAUGAUUUUUGUACCCACUAAAUGGGCAGCGAUCAAGGACUUGAAAAUGGGUUUAAUUUCCACAGGUUGUGCAUACUCUGUUGUUUGGGGUUUUGCUUUGUCAACUUGACACAGGCUAGGGUCAUCUAAGAAGAAACUGCAAUUGACAAAAGGCCUCCCUAUGCUUGGCCUUGAAGCAACUGAUGUGGCAGGGCCUAGCUCUCCCUGUUGCCUUGCCACCGCUGAGGACCUGGGUUGUAAAAGAAAGCAAGCCAAGCAAGCCAUGGGGAGCAAGUCAAAUGUUCCUCCAUGGCAUCUGCCUUAGUUCCUGCCCUAAUUUCACUUCACGAUGAACUAUAAGAUAAAAUAAAUCCUU
Microtus oregoni (creeping vole) is the source of this 4291-nucleotide messenger RNA. It is a transcript of the gene Slc12a3, whose product is annotated as solute carrier family 12 member 3. Gene Ontology annotation, cellular component: membrane. The transcript has 26 exons. Gene Ontology annotation, molecular function: sodium:potassium:chloride symporter activity. NCBI's taxonomy places the organism in Eukaryota, Metazoa, Chordata, Mammalia, Rodentia, Cricetidae. The record is from RefSeq and is a predicted model, not a curated record. Bases 1 to 3099 code for a protein of 1032 amino acids. Gene Ontology annotation, biological process: chloride transmembrane transport; cell volume homeostasis; sodium ion transmembrane transport.